Postia placenta MAD-698-R-SB12 is the source of this 744-nucleotide messenger RNA. RefSeq lists its product as hypothetical. Gene Ontology annotation, cellular component: membrane; endoplasmic reticulum. NCBI's taxonomy places the organism in Eukaryota, Fungi, Basidiomycota, Agaricomycetes, Polyporales, Adustoporiaceae. Gene Ontology annotation, biological process: membrane organization; endoplasmic reticulum tubular network organization. Bases 1 to 744 code for a protein of 247 amino acids. The record is from RefSeq and is a predicted model, not a curated record. The transcript is spliced from 7 exons.
AUGGCUACUACCCAGCAUUACCUGUGGGCCUCUGGCCACUUCAUCCUCUUGCUGUCCUCCCUGCGCUAUUUCCUCGCCACAGUCAUGUUCAGGGGGGUCUCCACUUGGUGGUACAAGGCGAGCUUCCUCGGCGCGCUUGUGAGCUACGCCAUCCAGGCUCCACUUGGCCCGCCGGUCACUUGGGUGAAGCGAUUCCAGCAUGCGGCUGCUGAUGAGAACGUCCAAUACUUCAUGCUUGCCUUCUUCUGGUGGUCCAUGAAGCCAAUCACCAUCGCUCUGGUUCCCUACACAGUCUUCUCGCUGUUUCAUGCCCUCACGUUCACGCGUACGAAUCUCAUGCCCCGAUUCCUCCCCCCGGGCCCGCCCCCAACGGCUGGCGCGGCGCCCACCCCUCACCCUCUUGCGAAGACCUUGCAUGCAUGGGUAAAAGCCAAUUACGACACUGCGAUGAAAGUCGUCGCCUUCACUGAACUGGUCAUCAUGGUCCGCGUCACGGUCGGUGCCGUGACCUUCCAGAACUCGCUGCUCUCUCCCGUCAUCUACGCCCACUUCCUCCGUGCUCGCUACUACCAGUCCAAAUUCACGCAGAACGCCGUCGCCGUCGUCACAGCGCGUGUGGACGGGUACGUGGGCAGGCCGGGGACACACCCUCAAAUUGUGAACGUGUGGACCAAGGUCAAGUUGCUGGUCGAGCGCUGGGUAGGGAGUGUGUUGGAGCAGCAGCCGGCCCCUGGCAGGAGGUGA